Messenger RNA from Beta vulgaris subsp. vulgaris (sugar beet), 1563 nucleotides. RefSeq lists its product as uncharacterized. Bases 473 to 1276 code for a protein of 267 amino acids. The record is from RefSeq and is a predicted model, not a curated record. NCBI's taxonomy places the organism in Eukaryota, Viridiplantae, Streptophyta, Magnoliopsida, Caryophyllales, Amaranthaceae. The transcript has 3 exons.
AUAAGCAAUUCUGUCAAAAAAAAAAAUAACAAUAAUAAUUUAGAUAUAAGCAAUUAAAUGCUUAUAUGUAGUCGCAAAGUUUAGUGGUUACCUUUCUAAAAAUAAAAUAAAAUAAAAUAAAGUUGUUUACAAGAUGAAAAACUUGGAAUUUCCUUGAGCAGAGCAGUGGUCUUCAAAUUUCUCACAUAAUUCUACACCCUCUAUUUCAACUGCUUCCAACCGAAGUAUCCCAUCAAAUCUGCCAAUCCAAUACUUCUUUCUAGUAUUUUCACAUCCUUUACUACCAAACCUUAAAUUUAGGGUUUCAAAAUUCAAAUUACUCCCAAGGUCCCCUGCCAUUGUUUCUUCAUACUGACCAGCGAUUCUCUACACCAGCUAACCGCCGCCCACGACCCACUCACGCUCCCGCAGCGCCCUUCAUCUACUACCGGAUUGGAACUCUUGAAUAGUGUAGGAUAAACGAAAGUGAAUAAUGUCGAGUAAAAAGGAAGAGAAAGCACAAGCUGCAGCUGAAAAAAUUAAAGCUGCAGCCUUAACUGCUGCAAAGGGUCUCAGCCGAGCCCAAGCUGAGAGAGCGGCAACUGCUGCAGCCAGAAAUGUAAAUGCUUAUGGGCAGAAGGAAGAGGGGCCUAGCAGGUGGCAAGAGAGGAAAGAAGCUAAAAGGCAGAUGUACUUGAUGAGUACUGAGAAGGCUGUGAGAUUGGGUGAGAGGAAGGAUGUCAAGUCCAAUAUGUCCUCCAUUGGAGGGGUAGCCUCCCAAUGCCAAAAGUGUUUCCAACCAGGGCACUGGACUUAUGAGUGCAAAAAUGAAAGGGUGUAUAUUUCACGUCCCUCUAGGAGCCAACUCCUCAAGAACCCUAAACUGAGGCAGAAGUUUAUGGCUUCUUAUAAUGAGGAUAAUCCUGACAUUAAGGAAGAAGAAGUAGAGGAGGUGAAAGAGGAGAAGAAUGACAAGCGAAGGAAGAAGAGUAAGAGGAAACAUAAGUCAGAUACAGAGUCUAGUAGCGAUAGUGAAGCUUCAGAAUCUGACUCUGAUAGCAGGUCUUCAUCCGCAACUGGGUCGGAUUACUCAUCAGAAAGUGCGUCGAGCUACAGCUCUUCAUCAGAUUCUGAAGACGAGAAGAGGAAGAGGAGGAAUAAUAAGAAGCAGAAGGGUCGACGUAAGAGGUACAGUUCUUCAUCUGAAUCAUCAGAUUCUGACUCAAGCUCAGAGUCUGAUUCGGGUAAGAACCGGAGGAGUAAGAAGAAGCAUAGCAGUAGACGCUCGAGAAAAUAGGUAGCUAAUUGUGGACGAUGCUGGAUGGAGUCUGUCCAUGAUUUCUUUCGUGAGUCGUAUGAGUGUUUUUAUCAUGCAUUUGCCUUUUUUUUUGGAGUGAGGUGUAGGAAAUACACAUGCUCCUUUUGUACGGGAUAGCUAUAUCCUAAACUCCUUCAAUCCCUCCUCAUGUUGAAUUGACGUUAGGUUUUUAGUUAUGAUAAAUUUUUAGAACACAAUCUACUGAUUUUGGAUGUAAUGAUUUUGAAUUCCAGGUAUCUGUUUAAGAUUUUUGAUAUUGUUCAGCA